AUGACAGUGACCAACACCGAGGAAAUCCUCGCACUGGAUUGUCAGAACCUCACCUACUCAUGGGUAGAAGGUGACGAACCCGUCUUAAAGGAUGUUAAUCUGGAUUUAAAGAAGGGUGAUAGAUGUUUAUUAUUGGGUGCUAAUGGGGCUGGGAAAUCAACUUUACUUCGUAUUCUAGCCGGUAAAAGAUUGACUAAAACUAGAAGUUGCAAGAUUUUAGGUCAAGAUGUAUUCAUGAAUCCACCUGGAGGAGUGGUUUACCUAGGUACGGAAUGGUCUACCAACCCAGUGGUCCGAUCGGAUAUCGUCGUAUCUCAUUUCCUGGAUAGUGUAGGUGGUUAUAGACAUAAAGAGAGGAGAGAUAGAUUGUUGCAGAUCUUGGAUGUUGAUUUGGAUUGGCACAUGCAUCAGAUCUCAGAUGGUGAGAGAAGACGAGUUCAGCUCUGUAUGGGAUUGAUGGGAGAGUGGGAUGUUUUGCUCUUAGAUGAGGUUACAGUCGAUCUGGACGUAUUGGUUCGAGCGGAUCUUAUAGAUUUCUUGGUAUCUGAAUCCGAGAUCAGAGGAGCCACCAUCGUCUACGCAACACACAUAUUCGAUGGACUCCGUAAUUUCCCCACCAAGAUCUGCCACAUGCAACUUGGUUCGACACCUCGGGGAAUCGUAUCAUGGCCUCCUGCGAACGUACCGGUAUCGGAAUUGGACUUGUUCACCCUCGCUCUAGGCUGGUUGAGAGAAGAUAGAGAAUUGAGGAGAAUCAAGGAGAAGGAAAAGGGGAGGGUGAGAGGUCCAAAAACUGAUACAAAAGACCGUAUCACCUUCUAUGAGAAGUACGAUUAUUCUCAUUAG
Kwoniella botswanensis is the source of this 846-nucleotide messenger RNA. RefSeq lists its product as uncharacterized. The transcript is spliced from 8 exons. Lineage: Eukaryota; Fungi; Basidiomycota; Tremellomycetes; Tremellales; Cryptococcaceae. The coding region runs from base 1 to 846 and encodes 281 amino acids. The record is from RefSeq and is a predicted model, not a curated record. Gene Ontology annotation, molecular function: ATP hydrolysis activity; ATP binding.